AUGAAUCUCUCACACCUCCUCCCACUGGGGAUACCUCUACCCAGUCCUACCAGUUUGAUAGGGAUUUUCCUCAUUGGCACCUCCAUCCUCGUAUCCUCCAUCCUCCUCUCCGCCAUCUACAACCUCACCCUGCACCCCCUCGCCCGCCACCCGGGCCCCUUUUUCCACCGCGCCUCCAUCCUCCCCUAUUUGUACCGCCAAAUCACCGGCACGCUCCCGUGCUCCAUCCUCGACUUCCACGCGCGGUACGGGCCCGUGGUGCGCAUCUCGCCCAAUGCUCUUUCUUUUGCCGACCCUCAGGCCUGGAAGGACAUCUACGGCCAUCGGCCCCACGGCGAAGAAGAGUUUGCCAAGCUCAAUCUCUUUUACCGAAUCAAAGGGAGCCCGCCGAGUCUGCUGAGUGAAACAAAAGAGGCGCACGGGACGCUGAGGAAGUUGAUGGCGCAUGGGUUCAGUGAUCGGAGCAUGAGGGCGCAGGAGGGGAUUAUUGGGGGGUAUGUGAGUGCGUUGAUUAGGGGGCUGAGGGGCAAUUGUCGUUCUUCUUCUGGGAAGAGGGAGGACGUGGUGAAGCAGAACGAAGGAGUGGCGGAGGAGGAGGAGGAGGAAAAGGAAACGACGGCGGUCAUAAACAUGAAGAACACGAACACGAAGCAAACGGAGAACAUGAACCAAAAAGAAGAGGAACAGGAUGAACGUGUACCGCUUGACAUGGUAAGCUGGUAUAACUGGACUACCUUUGACAUCAUUGGCGACCUGGCCUUUGGCGAGCCGUUUGGGUGUUUGGAGAAGGCCGAGUACGAUCCGUGGGUGGACGCGGUGGGGAAGAGUGUGCGGUUCGGCUGUGUCAUGUUCGCCCUGAGGCUUUUGGGGCUGGAGGACUGGGUGUGUCCGCUUGUUCGGAAAUUGAGCGGCAAUGCCAGACGGUUUCAUCGGAAAAGGACGAUGGAUAAGCUGCAGAGGAGGGUGAAGCUGACGAAGGAGAGGCCGGACUUCUUGGAGGGGUUGUUGCAGAAGAGAGAGGAGUGGGGCAUAGACAUGGACGCACUCGCGGCCAAUGCAAGUCUGUUGAUCGUCGCCGGUUCGGAAACGACUGCAACACUCUUGGCUGGAGCAACAUAUAUGCUGCUGAGGGAUCCCGAGGCAAUGAAGAAGCUGACUGAGGAAGUUCGCUCGACCUUCAAAUCGGAGGAAGAAAUCACCCUUUCGUCCGUGGGCAACCUCGAGUACAUGCUGGCCUGCUUGAACGAGGCCAUGCGCCUCUAUCCUCCUGUCCCUAUCGGUAUGCCCCGAGUGGUUCCCAAGGGCGGUGCCAAGGUUGCGGGCACAUUCGUUCCAGAAGGUACCGUUGUUGCUGUAUGGCACUGGGCAACAAGCCACAAUGAGCAGCAUUUCGUCGAACCCUUCGAGUUCCAUCCUGAGCGGUGGAUGCAAGAUCCCCGGUUUGCCAACGACAGGUUGGACGCGGUACAACCUUUUAGUGUUGGACCAAGGAAUUGUAUUGGUCGGAGCCUCGCCAUCGCGGAGAUGAGGCUCAUCCUUACCAAAGUCGUUUACAACUUUGAUAUGAAGCUCGCAAACCCUGAAAAGGACUGGCUGGAUCAACAUAUCUAUACUCUGUGGGACAAACACCCGCUUCCGGUCUAUUUGACCCCGAUCGAGAGGAACGGUGUAUAGCCUGGAGACAGUCAGUGAUAGUUUCACUCAUGUUUUCUCCAUCAAACGUAGGUAUACGCUAGGGGAUGGGAAGAAGUGGUCUGGAUGAAAGGGAUCAAGAGAGUCCACAUCAUUGGUACCUAACCCUGAGGAUGAAACGAAGGGGAUAUCGGUGGUAGCAGUCAAGACUUGUAUCUGUAAUAUUGUAUCGGUUAUAGAUUUGUCCUCGUGGCGUCUAGAGGUAGUCACCAAGCGACUUCCAACGGCCCGGACACCGUCUUUGUCGUCGAUGCUAAUAUCAUGUUCCCCUAC
This is a messenger RNA of Neurospora crassa OR74A, 1965 nucleotides long. Its product is annotated as benzoate 4-monooxygenase cytochrome P450. Gene Ontology annotation, molecular function: monooxygenase activity; heme binding; oxidoreductase activity, acting on paired donors, with incorporation or reduction of molecular oxygen. Lineage: Eukaryota; Fungi; Ascomycota; Sordariomycetes; Sordariales; Sordariaceae. The transcript is spliced from 5 exons. The coding region runs from base 1 to 1674 and encodes 557 amino acids. The record is from RefSeq and is a predicted model, not a curated record.